AUGGAUUUUAAAGAAAUUAAGGAAAAGAAAUAUAAAUGUGAUAAUCCUAGUUGUGAAGCUGAAUUUGACAGACCUUACAGAUUAGCACAACAUACAUUGAUCCAUUCAGAUUCAAAACCAUAUAUCUGUGUGGAAGAUGGCUGCGCCAAGGCAUAUACAAGGAAAAAUCAUUUGGAGAGGCAUAUAAACACAGCACAUAGAAGUUACAUAGGUCAAUUAUAUAGCUGCCCCAAAUGUUUAAAACAAUAUGCAAAUCAACAAAACCUCAAGAGGCACUAUAAAAUACAACAUGUGGAUUGUGUUAAAAAGUUUUCUUGUGAAAAUUGCAAUAUGCGUUUCAAACAUAAACAUCAACUGAGUACACACAUGUAUCAACAUACUGGUAUUAAAGCAUUUCGUUGCCCUAUGUGUCCAAAACAAUUUGUGUCUAUAACAGAACAAAAAAAACAUCUUAGAAAUCAUAAAGUUUACAAAUGUGAGCACUGUGCAGAAAAAUUCACUAGAUGGGUAGAUAUAGUUCAACACAGACAGACCAGUCAUCAACAUGAAGAAUACAUAUGCAAUGAAUGUGGCAAAGUUUUUAAACAAAGACAACAUAUUAUAAGGCAUGUCAAAGUACAUCUAGAGUCCAAAGAAGUAUCCCUUUUUAUGUGCCCAUAUGAAAAUUGCUUCAGGCAUUAUUCAAGAAACAGCAAUCUGAGGCAGCACAUUUUAGUCAAACAUGAAGGCGUAACAUUUAAUUGUCAUCUCUGUAAUGCAAAACUAUCAACAAAGGCCAAAUUAAAUGAACAUAUAGAGAGGCACACACGUCCAGCUUCGCAUAAACCUCCAAAGACACUUUCUACAGGUAGAAAAAAGAGAAAAGACGCGUAUUUGCCUAGAUCAAACACUGCUCUUAAACUAGCUGGAAUGCCAUGUUCUACACAAGAUACCAUGGUCCUAGACACGCAGAGAGAAGAGAAUGCCAUUGUUAAUCAACUAUGUAGUGUAGGAAUGUGA
Molecule: messenger RNA, 999 nt
Organism: Leptosia nina
Lineage: Eukaryota; Metazoa; Arthropoda; Insecta; Lepidoptera; Pieridae
Source: the annotation of a GenBank genome assembly